This is a messenger RNA of Antechinus flavipes (yellow-footed antechinus), 3843 nucleotides long. RefSeq names its product cholinergic receptor nicotinic alpha 2 subunit (gene CHRNA2). The transcript is spliced from 6 exons. The record is from RefSeq and is a predicted model, not a curated record. NCBI's taxonomy places the organism in Eukaryota, Metazoa, Chordata, Mammalia, Dasyuromorphia, Dasyuridae. Gene Ontology annotation, biological process: chemical synaptic transmission; signal transduction; nervous system process. Gene Ontology annotation, molecular function: transmembrane signaling receptor activity; acetylcholine-gated monoatomic cation-selective channel activity. The coding region runs from base 556 to 2007 and encodes 483 amino acids. Gene Ontology annotation, cellular component: synapse; neuron projection; postsynaptic membrane.
UGUCAACUUUUUAAUAAAAAAAGAAAAUUUGGACAAAAAUCAGCGUGAGAUUUUAAAAUACCAAUUUGAGGAGUUUGUAUUUUAUUCUAGAUGCAGUAGAGACCUGCAGAAGCUUUUUGCUUAGGGGAAAUGACAUAGAACUGUAAUUAAAAAUAUCAGUUUUGCCACUAUUUGGAGAAUGGGCUGGAGUAGGCAAGACUUGAGGCAGUAUGACCAAUUACAAAGUUAUUGUAGUAGUCUGAAAGAGAUGAUAAGGAUCUGAACUAGGACAGUGACUGUGAGACUAGACAGCAGAUGAUACAGUCAAGAGAUGUUAGCUAAAAUGUGGAUUUUGGAUUUUCCAGGAAGAUCUUUUGGCCCUUCCGGAGAACUCCUGAGUCAUGCCUAGCCUGACCCUCUGGAUCUGCUGCAGAGACAGCCCUGCUCUGGAGAGUUUCUCAAAGACUAUCCAGGAAAGUUAGACUCAAGCAUAGGCCGCCAGCAAAGACCUAGCCAUCCAACUAUUAAUAUAUUUUCUGAUCUUCCAGAGAAACCAGCUCUCUGACCUUCCAAAGUAUGGAUCACCUCACCUUUAGACUCCCAUCCAUCAUGAAACUUAUGCUCUGGUGUUUCCUUUUGACUUCCCAUAGCUUGGCAGCUCCAGGAAAGCAUAGCUACCAUGCUCCUGCUGAAGACCGCCUCUUCAAACACCUCUUUAAGGGUUACAAUCGCUGGUCCCGCCCAGUUCGGAACACUUCUGAUGUGGUGAUCAUCCGCUUUGGGCUCUCCAUUGCCCAGCUUAUUGAUGUGGAUGAGAAGAAUCAGAUGAUGACGACCAAUGUCUGGCUGAAACAGGAGUGGAGUGAUUACAAGCUGCGCUGGAACCCAACUGAUUAUGGCAACAUCACAUCGAUCCGGGUCCCUUCGGAGAUGAUCUGGAUUCCUGACAUUGUUCUCUACAACAAUGCUGAUGGGGAGUUUGCAGUGACUCACAUGACUAAGGCUCACCUGUUCUUCACAGGCACAGUGAAGUGGGCACCCCCAGCAAUCUAUAAGAGCUCCUGCAGCAUUGAUGUGACUUUCUUCCCCUUUGACCAGCAGAAUUGCAAGAUGAAGUUUGGCUCCUGGACCUAUGACAAGGCCAAGAUUGACCUUGAACAGAUGGAACAGAUGGUAGAUCUGAAGGACUACUGGGAGAGUGGGGAGUGGGCCAUCAUCAAUGCCGUGGGCACCUACAACACUAAGAAGUAUGAUUGCUGUGUCGAGAUCUACCCUGACAUCACCUAUUUCUUCAUUAUCCGGAGGCUGCCUCUCUUCUAUACCAUUAAUCUCAUCAUCCCUUGUCUCCUCAUCUCCUGCCUCACUGUCCUGGUGUUCUACCUGCCCUCAGACUGUGGUGAGAAGAUCACCCUCUGCAUCUCAGUCCUAUUGUCACUCACUGUAUUCUUGCUUCUCAUCACUGAAAUCAUUCCCUCCACUUCCCUGGUCAUUCCACUCAUUGGUGAAUACCUUCUCUUUACCAUGAUCUUUGUCACGCUCUCUAUCGUCAUCACAGUCUUUGUCCUCAACGUCCACCACCGCUCUCCAGGAACUCACAUCAUGCCCCAUUGGGUGAGGGUUGCCUUUCUGGGCUGUAUACCCCGAUGGCUUUGGAUGAAUCGGCCCCCUCCUGUCCUGGAGCCCCAUCAGCACCCUGGCCAAAAGCUCAGUACCACUCAUUGGUUGGAGACUAAUAUAGAUGAGGAGGAGAAAGAGGGUGGAGAGGAGGAAGAAAGCUGGGAAUUUUCUAGCCAUUCAUCACCAGUAAUAGAUACUCUCUCUUGUCACUGUGGCCAUCACCAUGGCCCCCCAUGUUCCAAGGCAGGGACUCAGUUACCAGAGCCUGGAUUCCUUCUGCCCCAAAGCAUCGAAAAAGCCCUGGAAGGUGUGCACUAUAUUGCUGAUCAUCUAAGGACUGAAGAUGCUGAUUUUUCGGUGAAGGAAGACUGGAAGUAUGUUGCCAUGGUGAUUGACCGGAUAUUCCUCUGAAUGUUCAUUAUUGUCUGCUUCCUUGGGACCAUUGGCCUCUUUCUUCCUCCACUUGUAGCUGGCAUGAUCUAAAAGCACAAAUCCUGAUCCAAGGGUGACAUUUCUGAGGCCUGGUAGCUUCUCUGGAGAUCUACAACUAUAUUUGCAUUUUUAUUAAGACAUUGGGGAAAACAGGAGGUAUUAAUUCAGCCAAUCAUUUGAGAGUUGGUAUAAUGAGGACAUUGUGGAAUUAUUAAACUAAACCAUGCUAGGACUUAUCUGCCAUGAAACUAUUGGUUGUUAUAUUGAUCAAAUAUUGAAUACUUAUUGCAAACAAAGCAUUAUCCUAGGUAUCAGUGGGAACAUAAAAAAAAAGUAAUCCCUGCUCUCCAGGAAUUUAUACUCUAGUGGAGGAGAAACAAUAUACAAGAAACAGUUAAGAUACAAAGGAGUUGAUUGGAUUGAGAAUGAGAUCAACUUCAAGUUCUAUGGCAAUGAAAGGGGUGGGAGACUGUAAAUAUAAACUAGGAGGAGAAGACAAAAGUUUUAAAAAUAGAGAUGUUUUGGGCAAGUAGAAGGGAAUUCUAGGACUAUUGGUGUGAGGGAAAAUAGAAAUGAACUGAGAUUCAUUGUGGGAACAAGCAUGGACUAUAGGAUGAUAGAUUUAGACUUACCUGGUACAUUUUCAUGUUAUACAUGAAGAAACUGAGUCCUACAGAGGUUGUGACCUGUCCAAGGUCAUACAGAUAUUAAGUUGCCAAGUCAAGGUUUGAAUCCAGGCCUCCACUGAACUACUCUGGUCAGUGAGGAAAUUGAUUGUCAUUGCUGGAAUAGGGAUGAAUGUAGGGAAAAGCACCACUGGAAAGGUAGUUUGGGGAUUCAUAAUAGAGGAGCCUGAAUAUCAUUUGGAGAUAUGUGGACUUUAUCCUAUAAACAGUGUGUAAACAUUGGAGGUGAUUGAACAAAUAAGUGAUGUGGAAAAAUUGGUGUUUUAAGAAGCUUUUCUAGUGGAAAGGCAACUUUGAAACCAGAAUAACUUGAGAUCUUGUCCAGUGCUCAAAAUGUCGCUAUGUGAGAGACUAUGGGGCAAAUCAAUUAAAUUCUCAACUCUCCAGUUGACUCUCUUAAGAUUUUAAGUUUCCAAUCGUCAUUUCAAUUUAGACUCUUGGAAAGCUGCCAAGAAUGUCCAUUCUAGCUUCUGAAGUCCUCAUUGAUACCAUUCAUAUUUGAUUUCUUUUCUGGUUUGUGAAUAAAGGAUCUAAAAGGUCUAACUCUCAAGCCAAUGUUGAUGCCAUUUUCAUCUGAUGUAUCUUUAUAAAUUAUCAUCCAAACAUUACCAUCUUGGUAAAGCAUUUUCAUUCCUUCCAAUUGUUAUUUGAUGACAUAUACUCACUCCUGUUUCCUGCCCUUGGUCCUGCAGCAAUGAAUCCCAAUGGAAUUAACACUGAUAUCAGGGUUAAAGUCACCCAUCCUCAUCAAAUGUUUCAGGACCUAAGGCCAAGAACACCUUAACAACCCUGUGUCCAAUUCAUUGCCUCCUACCCAGGAUCACGACCUGCUCUCUGAUUCUCUUUCUGAAGAGAAGAGAGGAAUACUGAAUAUUCAAACCAAUUCAUUUCUUCCAGGGUCACAGUUCAAUAGCAAUAGAAAUGUCAUAGAACAAGGUGGGGGCGGGGCAAAGAAGAGAAAUCAAUCCAACCACAAAACAAAUGGUACAUUUUUAAUUCAACCACAAAUCAAAUAGAAAGAAGAUGGUAGAGUGUUUUAUGUAAACAACCAAAAAAUAAAGGAAGGGAGGGAGAGGAGAAGAGAGGAAAAGAAAAGGAGGAGUGGAGAGAAGAAAGGUAGAGAAAAGAA